This is a messenger RNA of Doryrhamphus excisus (bluestripe pipefish), 1841 nucleotides long. The record is from RefSeq and is a predicted model, not a curated record. Lineage: Eukaryota; Metazoa; Chordata; Actinopteri; Syngnathiformes; Syngnathidae.
GUAGGCUGGGAGUUCCGGAAGUGACGUGUUCGACUCGUAGAAUUAUGUCACGUUCGACGUCAGUAAAGAUGGCUGCGCCCUGUGACAGGUCGUGAGUUGAAAAGCGGCUAGUUAGGAGACAGUAAGUUGUGUCUGUCACAUAUUAACCCAUGAAAACUAUUUAACAGGGUGUCGCGAUGAAAGGACUAAGUCGUAAAAUGUCGUUAAAUACUUGCCCGCCAGUGUAGACGGUUGUCAAGAAAUGGUGGUAUAGUUGGAGCUACAGGGAUUAGAAUGAUUGCACCUAUAUGGACGCGACUUCCCUGUCGUGUCUGGUCCAUACCAGCACAGCGGACAUUGAGCCUCUUCUCCAGCUCAGGGCCAUCAAACUGGACUAAAGUGGUGUCUGACGCCGAGAAGAUUGUGGGUUAUCCAACGUCUUUUAUGAGCCUGCGCUGUCUGCUCAGCGAUGAGCUCAGUAACGUAGCCAUGCAUGUCAGGAAGCUGGUCGGAACUCAACACCCUCUACUCAACACAGCAAGAGGUUUCGUCUAUGACAGCAGGAACAACCUUCAAAUGAGAGGACUGGUCGUCCUGCUUCUUUCAAAAGCUGCCGGACCGAGCCACACAGCUUCAGAUCUCUUAGCCCAGGACAUGGUCAGUGGCAUCUAUCCCAGCCAGCGGAAUUUGGCAGAAAUCACAGAGUUAAUCCACACGGCUUUCCUGGUACAUCGUGGGAUUGUCAAUUUGAAAGAAUUGACGGCUUGUGAUGGCCCAUUGAAGGACAUGGAGUUUGGGAAUAAAAUGGCUGUCCUGAGCGGCGACUUCCUGCUUGCAAAUGCUUGUACUGGACUGGCCCAGUUGAACAACACUAAGGUUGUCGAACUGAUCUCCAGUGCCAUUGGUGAUUUAGUUCAAGGAAUCUACUCUGAGAAUUCCAACAACAAUGAGGAGAAUAAUCUCACCGAUGGUGUGGACACAGCAGCAUGGGAGGAACAGACAUUCCUGUCUCACGGGGCGCUGUUGGCUAAGAGCUGCCAAGCCGCCAUGGAACUGGCGCAACACGACAAAAAGUCCCAAAGAUUGGCCUACAAGUAUGGAAAACACUUGUCCCUAGGUCACAAGCUAAACUCUGACCUGCAGCCAUUUGUGAAGAGCAACAUGGGAGAGCAGAUGGCCUUCAGCUUUAGCGCCGCCCCUGUGGUUUUUCACCGUCACAUUGUUGGCCAGGAGCGAUGGCAGCAGCAACUGCAUCAGGCAAAAACAAGAAACCAACUUGAUUACUCAAAACACUUUGUUCGACCCAUGUGCUUAAGGAGUACACUUGGAUCGGAUUGGAAAGGAUAUGAAAAGUUCUCCAUUCAUCCAUUUUCUUCUGCUUAUCCGAGUGCGGUUUGUGAGGGCAGCAGUCUCAGUAGGAAAGUCUAUACUUCCUGGUUCCUGAUCACCUCUUUGGAAGAAGUGGACACAGAGGCGUUCCCAGCUUGUGGCAACGGUGAAAUCGGAGAAAGGCGUGAGCUUGGCGGUCAACUUAUGCUGUUACCAUGGCAACAAGGCUGUGGAGGCCAUCCAGGCUUUCCCCUCCUCCGAGGCUCGAGCCGCCUUGGAAAACAUCGCCUCGGCUGUCACCAAAUUCUGACCUGGAUUCACUCAAAUGCACACACACACACACACAGACUCGUGACUGGUGCUACUCCAGUGCCAGCAAAUGAGAGCCACAGAGGAGAUGACAUGAAGAAAACAAAAUGUAAUUUUAAAAGGAAUUAAUUAAGCCAGGUGCUCUCAGUUGGACUGGAUAAACAUCAUGUGCUGCAACAGCAUAUUUUUUUUAAAUUCCUGGAAUAAAAAUGAAACAGUGUCAA